CGGCGCCGGCCGCGGCGCCUGCGCGGUGGGCGCGAUCCGGGCACUUAGGGCAGGAUGAACGCGGCUUUCCAAGAUGGCGACGGAGGGAGGAGGGAAGGAGAUGAACGAGAUUAAGACCCAGUUCACCACCCGGGAAGGUCUGUACAAGCUGCUACCGCACUCGGAGUACAGCCGGCCCAACCGGGUGCCCUUCAACUCGCAGGGAUCCAACCCUGUCCGCGUCUCCUUCGUAAACCUCAACGACCAGUCUGGCAACGGAGACCGCCUCUGCUUCAAUGUGGGCCGGGAGCUCUACUUCUAUAUCUACAAGGGGGUCCGCAAGGCUGCUGACUUGAGUAAACCAAUAGAUAAAAGGAUAUACAAAGGAACACAGCCUACUUGUCAUGACUUCAACCACCUGGCAGCCACAGCAGAGAGUGUCUCUCUCCUAGUGGGCUUUUCCGCAGGCCAAGUCCAGCUUAUAGACCCAAUCAAAAAAGAAACUAGCAAGCUAUUUAAUGAGGAAAAUUCUUGUCAGCACUUGUGGAAGGUGGAUUGGAGUGAAGGAAGAGAGAAUGAAGGUAGCAAGACCAGUGAGAAGGCUCUAGUAACUAUCCAGAGACUAAUAGACAAGUCCCGCGUAAGCUGUGUCAAAUGGGUGCCUGGCUCGGAAAGCCUUUUCCUAGUAGCCCAUUCGAGUGGGAACAUGUACUUGUAUAAUGUGGAGCACACUUGUGGCACCACAGCCCCCCACUACCAGCUUCUGAAGCAGGGAGAGAGCUUUGCCGUGCACACUUGCAAGAGCAAAUCCACGAGGAACCCUCUCCUUAAGUGGACGGUGGGCGAGGGGGCCCUCAACGAGUUUGCUUUCUCCCCAGAUGGCAAGUUCUUAGCGUGUGUGAGCCAGGACGGGUUUCUGCGGGUGUUCAACUUCGACUCGGUGGAGCUGCACGGCACGAUGAAAAGCUACUUUGGGGGCUUGCUCUGUGUGUGCUGGAGCCCCGACGGCAAGUACAUUGUGACUGGCGGCGAGGACGACUUGGUGACGGUCUGGUCCUUUGUGGACUGCCGUGUCAUCGCUAGAGGCCACGGGCACAAGUCGUGGGUCAGUGUUGUGGCGUUCGACCCCUAUACCACGAGCGUAGAGGAAAGCGACCCCCUGGAGUUCAGCGGCAGCGACGAGGACUUCCAGGACCUUCUGCAUUUUGGCAGAGAUCGCGCCAACAGCACACAGUCCAGGCUGUCCAAACGGAACUCUACAGACAGCCGCCCCGUGAGCGUCACGUACCGGUUCGGCUCGGUGGGUCAGGACACGCAGCUGUGCUUGUGGGACCUCACGGAAGACAUCCUUUUCCCCCACCAGCCCCUCUCGAGGGCCAGGACACACACCAAUGUCAUGAAUGCCACCAGUCCUCCCGCCGGGAGCAAUGGCAACAGUGUCACCACGCCCGGGAACUCGGUGCCCCCUCCGCUGCCACGCUCCAACAGCCUUCCCCACGCGGCCGUCUCCAACGCCGGCAGCAAGAGCAGCGUCAUGGACGGGGCCAUCGCCUCCGGCGUCAGCAAGUUCGCAACCCUCUCGCUGCACGACCGGAAGGAGCGACACCACGAGAAAGACCACAAGCGGAACCACAGCAUGGGACACAUUUCUAGCAAGAGCAGUGACAAACUGAACCUAGUUACUAAAGCCAAAACGGACCCAGCUAAAACUUUGGGGACACCCCUGUGUCCUCGGAUGGAAGACGUUCCCUUGUUAGAGCCGCUGAUCUGUAAAAAGAUAGCACACGAAAGACUGACUGUAUUAAUUUUUCUUGAAGACUGUAUAGUGACUGCUUGUCAGGAGGGAUUUAUUUGCACAUGGGGAAGGCCUGGUAAAGUGGGCUUAUUGUCAUCCCCAAACCAGGCCAGUUCUCCAGGCGGAACCGUAGUGUAGCGACCGCUGCUGCUCCCAGACUCCCCGGAGGCGGCGACCACGGUGAGGAGGCGCGUGGAGCCGAGCGCACCGGAGCCACGCGGGCGGGCCCGUGGAAGGACGCCCG
Perognathus longimembris pacificus (Pacific pocket mouse) is the source of this 2018-nucleotide messenger RNA. RefSeq names its product WD repeat domain 20 (gene Wdr20). The transcript is spliced from 5 exons. Bases 74 to 1912 code for a protein of 612 amino acids. The record is from RefSeq and is a predicted model, not a curated record. Lineage: Eukaryota; Metazoa; Chordata; Mammalia; Rodentia; Heteromyidae. Gene Ontology annotation, molecular function: protein binding.